UCGUUUUUUCAUUAUGUCAUUUUCUGUUCUUCCAUCUCUUGUCACGCUCUCGCGGUAAUACUAUUAAUACCAUUUUUCUCUUUUAUUUUUUGCUUUAUAUAAAAAUAUAACAAACAAUUUUCUUCGAAUCAAUUCUCACAAUUCAAAAUAAAGAAAAAGAAAUAUUUACUAUAUAUCUAAAAUCUCACUACAAACCUACGCUUUUCUGCGAACCUCGAGCGCUUCACUAGUGGUGGUGUGCAUGGCGAUUGCAGCGGCAGUUGUCAUCGUUCCAGUGGGCCUGCUCUUCUUCAUCUCCGGCCUCGUUGUUAAUCUCAUUCAGGCAGUUUGCUUUGUUCUCAUUUGGCCACUGUCCAAGAACACCUAUAGAAAGAUCAAUAGGGUAGUGGCAGAGUUGUUGUGGCUGGAACUCAUAUGGCUUGUUGAUUGGUGGGCGGGAGUUAAGAUUAAAGUGUUCACAGAUCCUGAAAGCUUCAAUUUAAUGGGUAAAGAACAUGCCCUUGUUGUGGCCAAUCACAAGAGUGAUAUUGAUUGGUUAGUUGGAUGGCUUUUGGCUCAGCGUUCAGGAUGUCUUGGCAGUGCAUUAGCUGUAAUGAAGAAAUCCUCAAAAUUCCUUCCGAAUAUUAUGAAACAAUACCAUUAUGUUCCUGGUACAGUUAAUUUGUAUUUCGUAGUGACAAUUGGUGUCAGUCUUUCUCAUGAUGGGCGAUUCAGUGAAGUUAUAGGUUGGUCAAUGUGGUUUUCUGAGUAUCUGUUUUUAGAACGAAGCUGGGCCAAAGAUGAAAACACAUUAAAGGCAGGUCUUCAACGUUUAAAGGACUUCCCACGGCCGUUUUGGUUGGCUCUUUUUGUAGAAGGGACUCGCUUCACACAAGCAAAGCUUCUUGCAGCUCAGGAAUAUGCAGCCUCACAAGGAUUGCCUAUACCUAGAAAUGUUUUACUUCCUCGUACAAAGGGUUUUGUUUCAAGUGUAAGUCAUAUGCGUUCAUUUGUCCCAGCCAUUUAUGAUAUGACAGUGGCUAUUCCAAAAAGCUCACCUUCACCUACAAUGCUUAGACUUUUCAAAGGGCAACCUUCUGUGGUGCAUGUGCACAUCAAGCGGUGUCUCAUGAAGGAACUGCCUGAAACGGAUGAGGCUGUUGUGCAAUGGUGUAAAGAUAUGUUUGUGGAGAAGGACAAGUUGCUGGACAAAUAUAUAGCUGAGGACACUUUCAGUGACCAACCAAUGCAGGAUCUUGGUCGGCCAAUUAAGUCUCUUUUGGUUGUCACCUCUUGGGCAUGUCUUAUUGCUUAUGGGGCUCUCAAAUUCCUACACCGUUCUUCACUUUUGUCCUCAUGGAAGGGCAUUGCAUUCUCCUUCUUUGGCUUGGCCAUUGUUACCAUCCUCAUGCACAUCUUGAUUCUCUUCUCUCAGUCAGAGCGUUCAACUCCUGCCAAGGUUGCACCAGGGAAGCCCAAGAAUGAUGGGGAGACUUCAGAGGCAAGGCGGGACAAACAGCAAUAGAUCAGAGCUUCCUCCCAAGAUAUCCAUACGAAAGGAACCUCAUCUGCAGUCAUAUUUUCAUAAACCUACAGUAUGUGUAGUAUCUAUAUCACUUUCACUUUCGCUUUGAUUUUAGACUUGUUUGAAGUGUCUUUGAUCAUCAGAUGACAGGUUUGUAUGCAUUAUCAAUUCUUUGUUUUCUGGUAAACUAGGGUAAUUUUUGUAUAGACAGUUAAAAAGGGCUGUAGCAGUAAUGGUUACAUUAGGCCAGCCCUAGUGUUACUUUUGGAUAGCUCUUUGGCGGAUAUAGGAGUUUUGGGGUUGUUGAAUCUUAAAAUUAUAUUCACUUGCCUUUAUAGUUUUCAUUUU
Theobroma umbraticum is the source of this 1852-nucleotide messenger RNA. It is a transcript of the gene LPAT2, whose product is annotated as lysophosphatidyl acyltransferase 2. The record is from RefSeq and is a predicted model, not a curated record. Gene Ontology annotation, cellular component: endomembrane system. Gene Ontology annotation, molecular function: 1-acylglycerol-3-phosphate O-acyltransferase activity. NCBI's taxonomy places the organism in Eukaryota, Viridiplantae, Streptophyta, Magnoliopsida, Malvales, Malvaceae.